AUGGGGAUACACGUGGAUCCAGCUAAGAUCGACUCAAUCAGGAAUUGGGCAUCACCAAAGAAUCCCUCGGAGGUGCGUCAAUUUCUUGGUCUCGCUGGGUACUAUCGGAGAUUCAUUGAAGGCUUUUCAAAUAUCGCUCAACCUCUCACUGCUCUGACACAGAAGGGUGUAGUGUAUACUUGGGGAAUGAAACAGGAAGACGCAGUUAAGCUUCUGAAGCAAAAACUCUGCAGUGCACCGAUUCUGUCUCUACCUGAUGGUACCGAAGAUUUUGUAGUGUAUUGUGACGGCUCUAUUCAAGGUCUCUGUUGCGUGUGGAUGCAACGCCAGAAAGUUAUAGCUUACGCCUCUUGA
Messenger RNA from Helianthus annuus (common sunflower), 354 nucleotides. RefSeq lists its product as uncharacterized. NCBI's taxonomy places the organism in Eukaryota, Viridiplantae, Streptophyta, Magnoliopsida, Asterales, Asteraceae. The coding region runs from base 1 to 354 and encodes 117 amino acids. The record is from RefSeq and is a predicted model, not a curated record. The transcript has a single exon.